This is a messenger RNA of Cherax quadricarinatus, 885 nucleotides long. The record is from RefSeq and is a predicted model, not a curated record. Lineage: Eukaryota; Metazoa; Arthropoda; Malacostraca; Decapoda; Parastacidae.
UCUAAACAAUAAAACCAUGGGGGAGAAGCCAAAUCAAACCAACCCAGUUGAGCAAUAUAUCUUAUUGGCUAAACAAGCAAAAGGAGCAGCUGCUGUUCAACUAGUCAAGCAAGUGCUGGAGGCACCUGAGGUUUAUGUCUUCGGGGAACUCAUGGAUAUGCCAAAUAUUACAAAUCUCAAAAAUAAUCCUCAGCAUGCACCAUAUUUUGAGCUUCUGCAACUUUUUGCAUAUGGAGUUUAUGGCGAUUACAUAAAAGAAUCGUCCAAAUUUCCACAAUUAACUCCGACAAUGCUGACCAAGCUGAGGCACCUUACAAUUGUUUCCAUGGCAACAGGACAGAAAAGCAUCCCGCUAGUAACUCUAGGCAACCAGUUGGGUCUCACCUCCACCAGAGAACUAGAGGACUUGAUUAUUGAGGCUAUGUAUACAGAUAUUAUUCAUGGAAAAUUGGACCAAAAAAAUGGUAUAUUAGAACUAGAUCAUGCAAUUGGUCGGGACAUCAAGCCAGAGGAUUUGCCUAACAUUGUAGCAACUUUACAAUCUUGGUGUGACACAUGUGACACUAUGCUUGCUAAUAUUGAUCAGCUGAUCACCCGUGCUAAUUCAGACAAGGAGAAACACCUAAAGCAUCGUAAUUCAUUAGAAACUGAGGUCCCGAUGAUGCCGGAUUAGUGAUGGUCAACCUGUAACUCCCUGGGUGGUUGCUGUCUACCAACCUACUACCUACUACCUAGGGUAUAUAAAAGUGCUGAACAUUAAAGCUUCACUUAAAACUCAAGCUCAGGAAGGAGAUGAGGCAUUGGUUUCAGAUUCCCGUGAUCAUGAUAAAAAACGGCCAGCGAAGAAAGGAAUCCGUGCUUCAUCUUCAAAGUUUUGGCCAAAAA